Tricharina praecox is the source of this 1635-nucleotide messenger RNA. RefSeq names its product Cys/Met metabolism PLP-dependent enzyme-domain-containing protein. The transcript is spliced from 5 exons. Bases 76 to 1431 code for a protein of 451 amino acids. Gene Ontology annotation, molecular function: pyridoxal phosphate binding; transferase activity, transferring alkyl or aryl (other than methyl) groups. Gene Ontology annotation, biological process: transsulfuration. The record is from RefSeq and is a predicted model, not a curated record. Lineage: Eukaryota; Fungi; Ascomycota; Pezizomycetes; Pezizales; Pyronemataceae.
CCUCAAUCCAAUCCCUCAAUCCAAUCCCUCAAUCCAAUCCCUCAAUCCCUCAGUUCUUGUCCAGUAUAUCCCGAAAUGUCGCGCUUCGAGACUCUCUGCUUGCACGCUGGCCAGGAGGUGGACCCUUACACCAAGUCCCGAGCUGUCCCCAUCUACGCCACCACGUCGUUCGUCUUUGACGACUCGGCCCAUGGCGCUCGUCUCUUCGGACUCAAGGAGUUCGGUAACAUCUACAGCCGUAUCAUGAACCCUACGGUCGAUGUCUUUGAGAAGCGCAUUGCCGCGUUGGAGGGAGGUAUCGCCGCCGUGGCCUGCUCGUCUGGCCAGAGCGCACAGUUCAUGGCCAUUGCCGCCCUGGCCCACGCCGGCGACAACAUCGUCUCGACCUCGUACCUCUACGGCGGAACCUACAACCAGUUCAAAGUCAUGUUCCCGCGAUUCGGCAUCAACACCAAGUUCGUGAACGGCGACAAGCCCGAGGACAUCGCCGCCGCCAUCGACGACAGGACCAAGGCCGUCUACAUCGAGAGCAUCGGAAACCCCCGGUACAACGUCCCAGACUUCGAGGCCAUCGCAAAGGUCUGCGAGGAGAAGGGUGUGCCGCUGGUUGUCGACAACACCUUCGGUGCUGGAGGCUUCCUAGUGCGGCCCAUUGAGCACGGUGCGCACAUCGUCGUCAACUCCGCCACGAAGUGGAUCGGUGGCCACGGCACCACCAUCGCCGGAGUGAUCGUGGACUCGGGCAAGUUCGAUUGGGGCAAGCACGCCGCGCGGUUCCCACAGUUCAACGAGCCGUCGGAGGGCUAUCACGGCCUCAAGUUCUUCGAGACGUUCGGGUCGAUCACGUUCGCGAUCCGGGUGCGCGUCGAGAUCCUGCGCGACCUCGGUGCCUGCCUCAAUCCUUUCGGCGCCUUCCAGCUGAUCCAAGGCCUCGAAACCCUCUCCCUCCGCGUCGAGCGCCACGUCAGCAACUGCCUCACCCUCGCCCGCUGGCUCGAGAAGCACGAGAAGGUCGCGUGGGUCUCAUACCCCGGCCUCGAGAGUCAUCCCUCCCACACCAUGGCGAAGAAGUACCUCAAGCGCGGCUUUGGCGGUGUCCUCUCGUUCGGUGUUCGCGGCGGCGAGAAGGCCGGCGUCACCGUCGUCGACAACCUGAAGCUCGCAUCCAACCUGGCCAACGUCGGAGACGCCAAGACACUCGUCAUCCACCCCGCGUCGACCACGCACGAGCAGCUGAGCGACGAGGAGCAGCUCGCCUCGGGCGUCACCAAGGACCUGAUCCGUGUGUCGGUCGGAAUCGAGCACAUCGACGACAUCAUUGAGGACUUUGUCGACGCGCUGGCGACCAUCACUGUCAACGCCCCGGCUGACGAGGGUGCAAAGGACGUUACUGGCGAUAUUGCUGCUGGUGUGGCGAAGUUGGAUGUGUAAAUUACAUAUGGAUAGGUACUCGUGAGAUUGGUGUUUUUUUUACUUUUAUGGGCUGGGCUGGGGUUAUUUCAUUUUUUCUUCUUCUUUGCUAGCUUGGGAUGGGAUGGGAUGGGAUGGGAUGCGGAAAAUAUCAUUGGAGUUGGAGUUGUGUGAGGACGUUGCUGAGCAGGGUGGUUCGCUGUGGUGAUUCGUGAUAUCUACUCG